CUGCUGUCGGAUGUGUGUGUUUUCUCUCUCAUGGAGGAUUUUCAGGAACUAAAAGGGGAGCAGGAGAAUCUCUGAAACGUGACGCGCGUGGCCCGCGGCUCCUGUGCGGCGUCAGCAGCGGAUCCGGAGCGUGUCUCGGUGGAGUGUGGGUUCGGCGAUGGCCGGCGCGUCUCCCGCUCCGCAGCUCUGGUAUCACCGGGAUCUGAGUCGCGCCGCGGCGGAGGAGCUGCUCGCUCGCGCCGCGCGGGACGGGAGUUUCCUGGUGCGGGACAGCGAGAGCGUCAGCGGCGCGUAUGCGCUAUGCGUGCUGUUUCAGAAACAUGUUCACACUUACAGGAUCCUUCCUGAUGAGGAGAACUUCCUGGCAGUGCAGGUGGAUAAGGUCCUGUGCGGUCUGGAGAUCUUGUCGAAGGUCUUUGAUCAGCAGAGCGCCUCCAUGGUGUCCAGAAUGAUCCAGCAGACCAUGUCUCAGGGUGGAGAUCAAGAGCUGGAGCAUCUGGUCACUAAACUGGCCAUCCUCAAAGAUCUGCUGUCAUCUAUAGAGAAGAAGGCUCUGAAGGCUCUUCAGGACAUGAGCUCUUCUACUCCGAACAUCUCACCGCUGCUGUCCAUCAGACACAAAGCUAUUCCUGUGCAGACCUUCGAGGUGAAACUGGACGUGUAUCUGGCCGACCUGACGAAGAUCGGGAAGAGUCAGAAAUACUCGCUGAGUGUGGACGUGGAGGGAGGAAAACUGGUGGUGAUGAAGAAGAUGAAGGACGCGCAGGAAGACUGGAACACGUUCACACACGACAAGAUUCGGCAGCUGAUAAAGUCUCAGCGUGUUCAGAAUAAACUCGGAAUCGUCUUUGAGAAGGAAAAAGACAAAAGCCAGAGGAAAGAUUUCAUCUUUGCCAGUGCAAAAAAAAGGGAAGCAUUCUGCCAACUGCUGCAACUCAUGAAGAACAAACAUUCCAAUCAGGACGAGCCAGACAUGAUCUCCAUAUUCAUCGGAACAUGGAACAUGGGCAGUGUUCCUGCUCCGAAGUCGAUGGGAUCGUGGAUUUUAUCCCGAGGUUUGGGGAAGACUCUGGAUGAGAUGGCGGUGACGAUCCCUCAUGACAUCUAUGUGUUCGGGACGCAGGAGAACUCGGUGUGUGAUAAGGAGUGGGUGGAGACGCUCCGCUGCGCCCUCAAAGACUACACCGAGAUCGACUACAAACCCAUCGCAGUGCAGACGCUGUGGAACAUUAAGAUCGUGGUGUUAGUGAAGGCCGAACACGAGAACCGCAUCAGUCACGUGGGAAUGUCCAGCGUCAAAACGGGAAUCGCCAACACGCUUGGAAACAAAGGAGCAGUGGGCGUGUCUUUCAUGUUUAACGGGACGUCGUUUGGUUUCGUGAACUGUCACCUGACGUCCGGCAAUGAGAAAAUCCACAGACGGAACCAGAACUAUCUGGACAUCCUGCGUCAGCUGUCGCUGGGCGAUAAACAGCUCAACUCCUUCGACAUCUCGCUGAGAUUCACACAUCUCUUCUGGUUUGGCGACCUCAACUACCGUCUGGACAUGGACAUACAGGAAAUCCUCAACUACAUCAACAGGAAGGAGUUUGAGCCAUUGUUGAAGGUGGACCAGCUAAAUCUGGAGAGAGAGAAGAACAAGGUCUUCCUUCGCUUCGGUACGCCUCACCUCUGUCUGUAUGUGUGUGUCUAAUAAAUAAAUAAAUAAACAA
Molecule: messenger RNA, 1712 nt
Organism: Sinocyclocheilus rhinocerous
Lineage: Eukaryota; Metazoa; Chordata; Actinopteri; Cypriniformes; Cyprinidae
Product: phosphatidylinositol 3,4,5-trisphosphate 5-phosphatase 2A
Exons: 13
Coding region: 158-1693 (511 amino acids)
Biological process (GO): negative regulation of insulin-like growth factor receptor signaling pathway; phosphatidylinositol dephosphorylation; regulation of immune response
Cellular component (GO): cytosol
Molecular function (GO): inositol-polyphosphate 5-phosphatase activity
Source: RefSeq, a predicted model, not a curated record